GCGAAUUUCUUAUUCAAUACAGCGUGUGGAUGCAGCGUUCUUCAGAUCACUAUUUGCGUCCAACAUUGAAGGCAACUCUUGAAUCGAGCCCGUCGGUUUACUAUUAGUAGGCCACGAUGCAUUCUAUUUGGACAAGAGCGAACACACUGCUAACAUUUUUUGGGACGAUAGCGGCUAUCCUGUGCCUAUUGACGACCGGGACAGAUCUCCUUCAUCAAUCCAACCCCAAAGUAAAGCUAGGCCUUCGGGAAGUUAAGCGGCUUGUGCAGCAUCAUGGAGGAAAAGAACAUGCGGUGGUGACUCUUGACCUAGAUGCUGACCUGAGGAGCGUGUUCAGCUGGAACACGAAGCAGCUCUUUGUCUUUGUACAAGCCGAGUAUGAGACGCCCGAGAACCAUGUGAACCAGAUUGUGCUCUGGGAUCACAUUAUCCAGCAAAAGGAGCGGGCUCACUUGCAGCUGGCCAACCACAAAACCAAGUACGCUUUCAUCGACACCGGCCGCAACCUGCGGGACAGACCGGUGAACCUGACGCUCGUGUGGUGUGUCAUGCCGCGAGUCGGUCGCAUGUUUUCGCAGCAGCACUCGCAGCCCGUUGGGAGGCUUCCAGCCGCCUACAUUUCGUCAUGAGUCCCUGCAAGCCACAAGCACCCCAGCCUGUUGCAUGGGCUGAGUGAGUCCCAUGGAGGGCUUGUGGACAAAGAUGGCUCCUGCUGGGCUGCAGUGCUGAAACGGUUGCAACGGUGGCUGAUGUGCUGAGGCGCGAGAGCGGCUGAUGUGUGUGUGUGGUUCCGAGUCAGGAGUCACUCCGGGCACCCUGGGUUGGCUUGGCUUGUCUUGGUUUGCGACAGUCCCGGAGUUGGUUGAUUGUCCCGGGUCGGCUCAGUGUAUCUAAUCUCGGGGUGGUUGAUGAGUUCCAGCGCGCGAGAGCGGAAACAGCUGCGGCAAGAGCUUGCAUGGGGCCGGAAAACCUUGAGGAGGGAUGACGAACAUGACAUGAAGCGCGGCUUUG
Molecule: messenger RNA, 1011 nt
Organism: Astrephomene gubernaculifera
Lineage: Eukaryota; Viridiplantae; Chlorophyta; Chlorophyceae; Chlamydomonadales; Astrephomenaceae
Source: the annotation of a GenBank genome assembly